Scleropages formosus (Asian bonytongue) is the source of this 2101-nucleotide messenger RNA. RefSeq names its product myelocytomatosis oncogene homolog (gene mych). Lineage: Eukaryota; Metazoa; Chordata; Actinopteri; Osteoglossiformes; Osteoglossidae. Gene Ontology annotation, molecular function: protein dimerization activity; DNA-binding transcription factor activity. Gene Ontology annotation, biological process: regulation of DNA-templated transcription. The record is from RefSeq and is a predicted model, not a curated record. The transcript is spliced from 3 exons. Bases 192 to 1265 code for a protein of 357 amino acids.
CACCUACUGUUACCGCAGGCGCCGGGUUAUCAUAGCAGAGCAGUGGAGCAGCUUUAUAAUGACUUUUUACUUUUUUUUGGAUAACAUUACUGUGCGCAGCUGUAGUUUGUAUCUUAACAAGCUGCAGAUUGUUAGUUAAGACGAAGUCUUUUUCUUUUGCUUUUUUUGAAAAGGCUUUUACUGAGGAGAAAAUGCUGCAAAGUUUCACGCCGUCCCAUGACUGGGAUAACGACUCGGAGCCGCUGCUUUUCGACGAGGAAUUCUGCCAGGUGCUGCUGAAGGACCUGCAGAUGAUCCCCACGCCGCCACAGUCGCCACCGCUCAAGAGUGGCCUCGGGAAGCCCCUGUCCAAGGUGGAUGAGCUCGAGCUCGUGUCAGGCUUUCUGGUGGAGGACCAGGACUUUCCGUUCAUCUGGGAGGAUGGGGAGAGCGCCGACGUGGCGGGGGGAAAGGAACGGCGGGCCGACGCCUCCGAGGACUACCUGUGGAACUUUGUGGGCGACAAGGCGACGGAGGAGAAGCUGUCUGCCGUGCUCUCCAGCAGCCCCCUGCUCUCGGACAUUGACACCAACAUCUUUGAGGAGAUCGCCGGCUCCACGCUGAACUGCCACGAUGCGGCGCUAGAGUGCCAGUCUUUAGGGGGCGACGACUUGUUCGAGGAGGGGCUGGAGCAGAGGGAGUCCUCUUCGGACUUCAGCGCCAUGUCCACGGGGAGCGAAUCUUCAACCAGCGACUCCGAUGAGGAGAUUGAUGUGGUGACCGUGAAGAGAACGGGUGCGAUCUCACGGGCACAGGAAGCAGAGCACCGCAGGCAGCAGCGUGCCAUCAAGCGCUGCCACCGUCACAUCCAGCAGCAGCACAACUACGCGGCUCCCCGGCCCGUGUCCCCCCGCCGGCCCGAAGCUGCGGCCGCUCCGCAUAAACGGGCCCGGGCCGAACCUCAAAGACUCGCAGUCGGGGUCGGGCGUCCGCGAGGCCCCUCGGCUCGGUUUCUGGCAGAGCCUGAGGACGAGGAGGAAAGGAGGCGCACGCACAACGUGAUGGAGAGGCAGAGGAGAAACGAGCUGAAGAACUGCUUCCUUCGGCUGCGCGAUCACGUGCCCGAGCUCUCGUGCAACGACAAGGCGUCCAAGGUGGUCAUCUUGAAAAAGGCCAGAGACAGCAUCCGGGGGUUGGAGAUGGAAAGCCAGAGACUGUCCGCAAAGAAGGACAAGCUCCGACAGAGGCAAGAGCAGCUCAAGCUCCGGCUCGAGCAGCUGAGGUAGUCCUGCUGCCAAAACAAUGGACUUGAACAGAGGACAAAGACUUGUGUGUGCUGUAAGAGGAUGGGGUGCGUCAAAGACCAGUGGCAGUUCUGGACAAACAUAGACAUUGGGCUUGUCUCUCGGACUGGUGCGAUAUUCCUCUGGAACGGCACUCUAUACAACAACCCUUUCAAGUAGUGUUGAGUUGAGCGCAGAUUUUGAUGUCCAGUUGCUGAUGUCAUGUUGAUGAGCUUAAUCUCCCAAAGACAUAUCAUUUAAUAAUGUCUUAAUGUUUUUUGUAAUGCUUUUUGUAUAUAUUCUUACCAGGACGUUCAAUGCAAGUUAUUUGUUCAGUAAAAGGCAGGAGAAGACAGUUUCCUUGCCCAAGCUUGACACAUUCCCCUGUGAACCUUCAGCUUGUCUGGUGGAAUUCUUGGCUCACCAGGUGUAAAUGGAUGCUUUUGGACUUUUGUGCCAUUUCGUUCAUUUUGUAUGAAAUAGUUUGUUUUUUUUUUUUUUUCUUUUUUUUUUCCCCCCUAACAUUUCACUAAUUAGUAUUGAUUUGGAUCUAUGUGUUUUUCCACCAUUUAGAUGAAUUUUUUUUUUUUUUUUUUUUUUCCCCCUCCUGAACUAUGUUGUCAUUAAAUUAGUUGGUUGUCAGCAAUUGUCUCCUUCAUGGUGCUAUGCUGAGAGGCACCUUGGGUAAAAGUCUGUUCAGUGCAUGUAUUGUCUACCUCAGGAUUUUGUUUGCCUUCAUAAUGGCAUCUGUACAGAUUUUAUAAAUAACUUGUUACUUUGUUCACUUUAAUAUUUGAAGUUUUCUAAAAAUAAAAAACAAAUGACAAUAAAUGGAGGAA